Quercus lobata is the source of this 2403-nucleotide messenger RNA. RefSeq names its product vegetative cell wall protein gp1-like. The record is from RefSeq and is a predicted model, not a curated record. The coding region runs from base 114 to 1373 and encodes 419 amino acids. Gene Ontology annotation, biological process: meristem maintenance; meristem development. The transcript has 6 exons. Lineage: Eukaryota; Viridiplantae; Streptophyta; Magnoliopsida; Fagales; Fagaceae.
CUUACGGUCCUCCAGUACGUGGUCCACUAUCCCUGAAGUGGUUGUGGGUCCCAAACAAGAAAAAUAGGCCCGCCCACAUCUUCAGGGACAGGUAUCGCGAGCAACUAGCUUCCAUGUUGCCAGACCAGGUGGUGUGGCAGCCAUAUGAAGCUCAUUUUGACGACCUCCCGCCGUGGUGUGUUGCAGGGAGGGCCGUAUGGACGGCAAGGGUGCCGCUUGUAUGUUUCCACCUAGUAGAGAAACAUACACCGGAUCGUGUUGUUCGUCAAUUCGGGAUGAUCCAAGAAAUUCCCCGCGCUGUUAACACUGACAAAGUGCUUCAUGGCAUUGAUUUGAGGGGGAAGAUCGGUGUUAAUUGGAUGCAGAAGCAUGCUGCGCAUAUCCUUGAGUGGGGUAAUCGCUUUGAUCGGCGUUGCGAAGCUGUGCUUGGUGAUAUGCCUCCAGAGCACGAGUACCACGACUGGUUCAAAAGGGUGACUCGGAGGUUCAUCGAUAGGCCUGGUGCUGUAGUGACUCUGCUGAUUGAAGGAUAUGUCCGUUUGUUGAGGCGUCAUCCAGUGGGCACCGAGGACCACAACGACAUUACUGAGCUAUGCCUACCGGCCCAAGCACGAGCACAGCUCCGGCCGGAUGUCAAUCUCCAACCUCCUAUCCCUGAGGCCCCGAUUGAGGAGGCAGCUAUGCCUACCGGCCCAAGCACGAGCACAGCUCCGGCCGGAUGUCAAUCUCGUCCGCUUGUUGCUACCCCCCAGCUUGUCCCUGCCCCCGAUCCCUCUGCAUCCACCUCACAUGCAUCUGCCAGCCCCACCAUACCUUCAUCCACCCCACAUCCAUCCCCUACCGUCACCAUCCCUUCACCCAACCCACAUUCAGCUCCUACGCCCACCAUCCCUUCACCUAGCUCACAUCCAGCCCCUACGCCCACCAUCCCUUCACGUAGCCCACAUCCAGCCCCUACGCCCACCAUCCCUUCACCCACCCCCCAUCCAUCUCCUUGCCCCACCAUCCCUCCACCCACCCCACUUCCUUGUGAUGGGUCUGACGUCCGUCCACCCACCCCACAGUCAUUUCUUCAGCUGUCACCCAUUCCAUCCUUUGACCUGGGUACCCCACCUGACAUGCAGCAGGAGCCACCCUCCCAUAGUUCGUUUAGUACCCCUUCUUCAGCCAUUGACGCACCCCAUGUUCAGGCUGAGCAGGCGGUUGGGUUACCUACAGCGGCUGAAGCUCGGCCUAAACGCAUAUCAAAGGCACCUCCGUGUGGGACAGGGGGGCACAAACAUGGACACAAUGUUGGGCCUGAGGCAUCUGACGAAGGACAUGCAAGACCUCCUCCUCAUUAUACGAGACGGCGUAAGAUUCAAAAAAGGUAGAAAUGGACAUGGAAGAGACUUGUGGAUGGAAAUGGAAAUUUAUCUGGACUGCAAGAAAGAAUGCCUGAGAAUAACAUAGUACCCCCUCUAGGAGAAGAUACACCUGAUGGUAUGCAUCAAUCCUUGGCUUUAUACCUAACAUAAUAUUGAUUUUAUCUGAUAUGGCUUGACUCAGGGGUUGUAUGUAUCUCUAUUUGUGUGUUUUCCAUAGUAUUACUGCCUCUGCAUUUAUAUGCAUUUAGCAAGUAUACUUUUGUAUCUUUAACGGCACUCUUUGCUUUACACUUAGAAUCCUUAUAAUAGAUUCUUUAAAAGUGUGUCUAUUUCUUAUGUGCCUUUUUCCUUUAUAAUGUUUGAGCUUGUGUUAAGGCUGGUUUGGAUUGAUCCGGUUAGGUAACUGAUAUCAUUUUACACAAAUGUUCCAUAAUUUUUCUUUCUUCACUUGUUUUCCCUAAAAAAAUUUGCUUUUGUUAAUAUAUCUCUAACCACAUUUGACAUAAGAAGAAAUCAAGGAAUGUGGAUGUGGAAGAUCUACAAUUAAAAUUGAAAAGGAUAAAAAGAAAAAGAAAAAUAUAAAAUCAAGACACUCAUUGAAAACAAGGAUUGUGUCAUACCAGUUGGAGUUAGCAUUGUCUAUAUUGAUUAUUCUUUUCUUCACCUCCCCUUUUCCUUUUAUUUUUAAUGUUUAAGCUUGGUUAAGGCUGGGUCAGCUGGGUAAAUGAUGAACUUGGUUGUUGCUGUGACGGUGAUGAGAGGUUACUUGUUGCAGAAUAUAUGCCUACUGAUACAUUAGCAAAGCAGUUAUUUCAUUGUAAGUUUGUAAGCUUAUCCUUGGUGUUGUUGCAUGAGCACUACUCUAUAUAUAAUUGUAUGUUAUCUAUUAACUAAAUCCACUCUCUAAGUUUAAUCUUAUAAAAUGCAAGAAGCAGGUCCUUUAAUGAUUCCCUGCAUGGACAUGGCUUGCCUGAAUUCUAUAGAAAUAAUUAAAUCAACUAUAAAUUAAUAAAUAAUGCAACAUGUAUGUAGGUUA